CUCUCCUCUUUUGCGAGCCGUUACGCGCCGGCAGCGAGACCGCGGAGCGAAAAGCAGGUGUUUACCUCGGUGCUCACCCAGAGCACGAGUAGCGGGAAACGCUAUACAUAGUCUAGUACGUGGGAGAAGAGCAAGGGAGCUAUGGCCUGCUAUAAAGCUUCAGAGGAGCUCUGCUUGGUGUCAGCUAUGUCUUGUGUCACCGGAAAGCCUCGUUUUAUCACACGGCCAUGGACUUUUUCGUCCUUGGUUUGACGGCAUUGGCCGGCGUGUCUGCUCUUGACAUCAAGGUUGCAAACACGGGCGGCAACGCCACCUCGGGAAAGCAAUAUGGGAUUAUGUUUGAGGACAUCAACCACUCUGGCGAUGGCGGCAUUUACGCGGAGCUCAUUCGCAACCGCGCAUUCCAAGGUAGCGCUGUCUUCCCUUCCACCAUCGAACCAUGGACAUCAAUCGGCGACGCCCAAUUGUCUUUGCAAAACCUGUCCGAUCCUCUGUCGUCUGCGCUACCCACGUCCCUAAACGUUGCAGCUUCCAGCGGCAAGGUUGGGAUCUCAAAUCCUGGAUAUUGGGGUAUUGAAGUCAAAGUACAGCAAUACAAUGGGUCAUUCUGGGUCAAGGGUAACUAUAACGGGUCAUUCACUGCUUCGUUAUACGACUACCUCUCGAAUGAGACUGUUGGAAGUGUUGAGGUGCCAUCAAAUGCUUCAGCCAGCGAGUGGCAGGAGCAUUCUUUCACGUUGACGCCGGAGAAAGCCGCGGGCGUGAACAACACUUUUCAGAUCACCUUCGAUGCUUCGGCUACGGACGGUUCUCUUGAUUUUAAUCUUAUCUCUCUUUUCCCGCCAACCUAUAAUAACCGUCCCAAUGGCAUGCGCCCAGAUCUCAUGGAAGCUUUGAAGGGCCUCAACCCGUCCUUCCUUCGUUUUCCUGGCGGCAACAAUCUGGAAGGUAACGAUCCUCCUUAUUACUUGAAAUGGAACGAGACAAUCGGUCCGCUCAAAGACCGUCCCGGCUACCCAGGGACAUGGAGCUAUGAAAACACGAACGGUCUCGGGCUCGUAGAGUAUUUGCACUGGUGUGACGACCUCGGCAUGGAGCCUGUCCUCGCUGUGUGGGCCGGUUUCUACUUGGACGACCCUGUGAUCCCCGAGGAUGAGCUGCAGCCCUACAUUGACGACGCGUUGAACGAGCUUGACUUCAUCAUGGGCGAUCAAAACACGAAUUAUGGUGCUCUUCGUGCUUCUCUCGGUUACCCUGAUCCUUGGACUAUCAACUACAUCGAGGUCGGCAAUGAAGACAACCUUGGCGGUGGUGGUAGCUCGUACGAGUCGUAUCGCUUCCAAGCCUUCAAAUAUGCCAUCAAUGAGAAGUACCCAGAUAUCCUUGUUAUGGCUAGUACGGCCGAUUUUGACUUUGCAGAGACUGAAGAUGCUGGAGAGGAUUACCAUCAGUAUACUCGGUCGGACUACUUUGUUUCGCAGUUCAACUUCUUUGAUAACUUCAUCACCGGCUUCAAGACGAUGAUAGGCGAAUACGCUGCGGUGCAACCCAACAUCCCAGAAGGCGGUGGCACCGAUUGGAACGCGGCCCGAUGGGCUUUUCCCAUGUGGAUUGGGACAGUCUCAGAAGCCGUGUUUCUCAUCGGAGCUGAGAGGAAUGCGGAUAAGAUGUUCGGCGCAGCUUAUGCGCCGCUCUUCCAAAAUCUCGACUCCUACGAAUGGGCUCCCGACCUAAUCUCCUACUCUGCGAAUACUUCGGCUGACGUCCUCUCUACCUCAUACCAUAUGAUCCAACUUAUGUCGGCUCAUCGCAUUUCUACCACCCUUCCCAUCGACUCCCCAUCUUUCGAUCCGGUUUACUACGUCGCUGGACAUUCGAAUUCGUCUGACUCAUACAUUCUGAAAUCUGCCAUCUACAAUUCCACCGAAACGGUCUCUAUGAGCGUCACGUUUGACGGUGUCAGCGAGGGUGCAGAGGGAACUUUGACGGUGCUGACUGCUCCCGAUCCGUUCAGCUACAAUGAUGUAGGCAGUGAUGUCGUGAAGAACACCACGAUUAGCUUGACUGCGGGAAGUGAUGGUGUGUUUGAGUUCGAUCUGGAUGAUCUGAGUAUUUCUGUGCUGGAGGUCAAGGCAUGAAUAAGGCCUGCCUGAUGGAAGAAAGAUAUU
Trematosphaeria pertusa is the source of this 2168-nucleotide messenger RNA. Its product is annotated as glycoside hydrolase family 51 protein. Gene Ontology annotation, molecular function: alpha-L-arabinofuranosidase activity. Gene Ontology annotation, biological process: L-arabinose metabolic process. The transcript has 5 exons. The coding region runs from base 228 to 2138 and encodes 636 amino acids. NCBI's taxonomy places the organism in Eukaryota, Fungi, Ascomycota, Dothideomycetes, Pleosporales, Trematosphaeriaceae. The record is from RefSeq and is a predicted model, not a curated record.